Molecule: messenger RNA, 3177 nt
Organism: Cucurbitaria berberidis CBS 394.84
Lineage: Eukaryota; Fungi; Ascomycota; Dothideomycetes; Pleosporales; Cucurbitariaceae
Product: FabD/lysophospholipase-like protein
Exons: 9
Coding region: 157-3177 (1006 amino acids)
Biological process (GO): arachidonate metabolic process
Cellular component (GO): membrane
Source: RefSeq, a predicted model, not a curated record
GUUUAUCUUUGCACAGAUUGCUGGUCGAAGCAAACGGCUCAUCGGACGCAACGUCUUGCUCGAGGUGGAGCGCGUCAUGAAAAGACCAACAUUUCCUUGGCUAGAAAGAUAAACAACGUAUUAGCACCUACUAGCGAUCCUCAGGAGUUAACACAGAUGCACGAAGACGACGCGCAAACCUCUUGGUUUGGUAUCCAACGACCGUUAGACGGCAACACCCCCACCUUUAUGGAUUAUGGUCGAUUUGCCCAUCUUCUCUCGACCACAGUGGAAGAAUGGUCUUCUAGCUUUCAGCAUAUACAGUCCAGUAGAGACAAUCGAACACCCAGCCUCGUAUCAUUUGUUGGACAGACUGGACAUGGGAAAAGUACCCUAAUCAAACUCCUGAUUGACCUACAUGUUGUUGAUGGCCAAACCUUCUGUACCCCUGUAGUCGGUGCUCCAGGCGUCACCGAUCCCACAUCCGAGGAUGUUCAUCUCUACUCGGAUCCAGUAACGGCAGUGUGCGAAGCUCCCAUCUUUUUUGCUGACUGCGAAGGCCUUCUUGGAGGGGAAAGAGAGCCUAUAAGUGCGAAACUCAAGCGAACACUCCACAAGGCUGCAAAGUCGACUUCUCUACCUACUCCUAUCUCCGAGCGUGAGCUAGCCUGGGCGGACAGUACUAGUCUUCGCAGCAGGCAGUUCGCAGUGACAAACCUAUACCCACGCCUACUGUACACGUUCUCUGAUGUCAUCGUCUUCGUGUUGAAGAAUCCACGAGCUAUCGAGGACGUGCUGGAACAUUUAGUCAACUGGGCCGAUGCAGCACUAGAGAUGUCCUCCAACCAACCUGUCCUUCCACAUGUGAUUAUCGCGCUCAAUGCGUCCGAGAACAAUAUCGACGAGACGCUAUGGGAUCCAGACAUUGCUACGUCUGCAAUCCUUGAGUCGAUGUCACGCACGGUUUUUCGUAAUACUACAUUUAAGAAGUAUGCCCAGUUUUGGAGAGAGCGCAAGCGACAAAUCGAGACCGUGGAGCAACUAAUACGAUCAUAUUAUAGCUCUAUCAAAGUAGUCCGCAUCCCUGAACAAGGACGGCCACAGCUCAUCCAGACCCAAAUCAGAAGAUUGUAUGCGGGCAUCUCUUCUGCUUGCGAGAAAGCUAGAAAUCGCAAGGCCGAAGUCCGCAUGUUACUAGACGCUGAGGAGCUACAGUCGUAUCUACAAAGCGCAUUCGAUCACUUCGCCCGAUCACUGGAUCACCCAUUCGACUUUGUCCAAGCUUCAUUCUCCAAUAGCCCAAUCCCCCUCGACUUUGGUGGUAAUAUUCUCAAGCUCGCAAUCAACCUCAUGCGUGUGUGGGAAAACCAAAUAGAUAUUGAGGUUAUAUUCCAGGAACUUAGCUACAUGGUGGCUUCUUGCAUCAUGCUUGACUCUGCACGCAAGAAAAAUUUAGGCGUGGCGAGGGAUAUAUUCCCACAGUAUCUAGAACAUCUAGAUGCUGCCUUAGAGAACUUCUGCGAAAGCCAUUGGCCCUGCGAAUAUGUAGAGUCCGAUAGUCACUUAAGAUGCGUCAAUGUUAAAAGCGGCCACGGAGAGAAAGGCCAUCAAAACGCAAGCGGCAAGAUCUUUGCUGAUGGCGCAUAUGAGUCACGGCGAACAUUCGAUACACUGCAAGAAGAGUUCGCAAACAACUGUUUCUUUCGUCUUCAGGAACUACUGGACCUCCUUCGACAGAAAAGGAACGCAAGAAAUGAUGAGAUCCAGGUUGCGGCUGAAAUCCACCGGGAUGAUGUGAUGGCUUGGUUCUACCGCCAUGUUUCGGGCGAUGGAAGACCAGGGCGAUAUAACAGUCAUUCGGUUUGCUUUUGCUGCUUGUUAAGGCCUCCUGAACAUGCGCUUCCAUGCGGGCAUGUAUUGUGCACGCAAUGCAUUAUGAUCUAUGGUCAUCCGCGGCCAGGUAGUAGGACCGAGAUCCAGAUUGAAUAUUGCCCGUUAGAAGUGCAGACUGUGCGAGCAUCCCAGCCAUGGAGAGUCCAUCUCAAACCGGAUGCAGCUGGAGUCCGCAUUUUGACAUUGGAUGGGGGUGGCAUUCGAGGUAUUGUCGAACUGGAAAUUCUUCAAAGCUUGGAGAAGGAACUGAACGGUAGGAACGGGAGGUUGCGCAUUCAAAGCUUCUUCGACCUUGUGGUCGGUACCAGUACGGGAGGAUUGAUAGCCCUUGGGCUAGUAGCACGUAAUUGGUCUGUGGGUAACUGCAUCGAAAGCUUCAAGGAGCUAUGUCAGAAGGCUUUUACACGACGCACUGGAAGCAACAUUCCGCUUUUUGGAUUCUUGGUUGACAGUUACAACCAUUCAAAAUACGAAACUACUCCUCUGCACGAAGCUUUGCAGGUCGCAUUCUCCAACGAUCAGUAUCUUUUCGGAGGUCAACGGUACGAUCAGAACUGGAUCUCACCGGUGAAGGUUGCGGUGACUACAACACUCUCUUCUACUUCACCGGUUCUGCUUGCGAACUAUAAUCGUCGAUGUGAUGAUAAAUUAUCUUACCAGUUCCAGCGCGCGGAAGGUGUGGACACAGAAUUGAAGACAUGGGAAGCCGCUCGAGCUACAUCAGCAGCACCUCGCUAUUUCAAACCGUUCCAUCACGAAAGCUCGAAACAAACAUACUUAGACGGUGCACUCUAUUACAACAACCCGAUCGGAGUAGCGGAUAGCGAAUGGAAACUCAUAUGGGGAUCGAAUCUGUGCUCGCAUCCUGACAUUGUGCUCUCACUUGGAACCGGAUAUGACCCACAAAAGCGUGAACGACCACAACGAAGCUCUGCGGUUCGACGAGGAAUAUUCCGUAACGGGAAAUUCCUUCUGAAGAUAGCAGCCGAUCACCUCCAGGAUGCUUUGGAUUGCGAAAAGACAUGGCAAGAAUAUACUAGACGCCUCCCGGAAGAGGUUUCACGAUCACGGUUUGUACGCUACAGCCCGCAGCUGAUCAAAGACCUCCCCGCUUUGGACGAUGUACACCGUCUCGAUUCACUCCAAGAAAUGGUAAGAGGCUUUCUAUCGGAAGAUGCUGUUAAAUUUCGGCGUCUAGCUAUGCAACUCAUAGCAACCAGCUUCUACUUUGAGACGGAGAAGGUGGAACAGCUUGCGCUAAAUACAGCAACAAUUACAGGUAAAGUAGGAUUCGUCGUGCUUUGA